CAACGCAUCGGUAGGUAAAUACACGUACAGAGCAUGUAGAAUAGUGAUCAGCCUCUCGUUGAAAGAUAAGGAGAUGAAUGUUACUGAUGCCAUUCAAGCAGACAAUAGUCACAGUACAGGGCUGGUCACAGUCAAGGACACAUCAUAUAUUGACGCACCCGAGUUUGUGACGUGAGGUGCGAUGAGUGAGUGCGUGCAGCAGCUGCCCCUCCCAUGCCUUAAGCUGGGCGAGGGGCCUUACUGGGUGGAGCAGCAACAGGCCCUCCUCGUGGUGGACGUCAACAACAACACGCUCAUAAAAUAUUACGUCAACUCAGGAAGGAUUCAGCACCUCCAUAUUGCUGCAGAAGGCGUAGGGGAGGAAGCAGUAGUGUCCAUGGCCAUUCCGGUGGAGGGGAGAGAGGACUUGUGGGUGGUGGGACUUGGCAACACACUAUCUGUGGUGCGCUGGGCUGAAUCGGAUCCGGAUGACCACACUGCCAGGUCAACGAUCAUCCACACUACGAAGGACUACCAGUUUAACGACGCCAAGUGUGAUCCUCAGGGGCGGCUGUGGAUAGGUACCAUGUCAAAGUUAAACGACCAGCUGGAGCCCAUCAACCCCAAGACGUGCUUCCUCUACAAGUACGACCAUCAGCUUGAUCUCACCACCUGGGCCAAGGAUACAAGUCUCUCAAAUGGCAUGGCUUGGAGCAGCGACAAGAAACACUUUUACUUCGCUGACUCCUUUGACCGGUGCGUCUAUCACUUUGAUUACAACGACGACGAGGGAAGUAUCAGUGGACAGCGAGUUCUGCUGGAUUUUGAGACUGCUGGGCUGACAGGAGUGCCUGACGGAAUGACCAUUGACCAAGAGGACAACCUGUGGCUCGCCUGCUUCUCUGCUAACAAGGUUGUGUGUGUGGACCCAAACCAGCAGAAGGUGGUGAGGAGUGUGUCAGUGCCAUCCAAGAGUGUCACCUCAGUGUGCUGGGGCGGCAAGGACUACGGUACCUUGUAUGUCACCUCUGGUACCAUAAAGAUGACCAUGGAGGAGCGUGCUGCUUUGCCCUCAGCUGGUGGCACCUUCGCUAUCACUGGCCUGGGCACUCGUGGCAGGCCACCUUUGACCUUCAAGCCUGACCUGACCAAGUUAAAAGCUAAGCUGACCCAGUAGGAGCCAAACACACAUAUACCCCACUGUUAUGCUGCAGAAUGCGCGUUUACCUGCUAAUUUUGUUAAAAUAUUGAAGAAAAUUUGCAAAUGUAUUACAAAACUGAAACAAACUUU
Molecule: messenger RNA, 1270 nt
Organism: Portunus trituberculatus (swimming crab)
Lineage: Eukaryota; Metazoa; Arthropoda; Malacostraca; Decapoda; Portunidae
Product: regucalcin-like
Exons: 7
Coding region: 182-1156 (324 amino acids)
Biological process (GO): L-ascorbic acid biosynthetic process
Molecular function (GO): calcium ion binding; gluconolactonase activity
Source: RefSeq, a predicted model, not a curated record